AUGUUCCUGGUGGGGCUCUCGGGUGGCAUCGCGUCGGGGAAGAGCACGGUGGUGGCCGUGCUGCGGGAGCUGGGCUGUGCCGUGAUCGAUGCCGAUGGCAUUGCCAGAGAGGUGGUGCAGCCCCACUGCAAGGCCUAUCAGCAGAUUGUGAGCUCCUUUGGCGCUGAGAUCCUCCUGGAGAACGGGGAGAUAAACCGCGAGGCUCUGGGGAACAUCAUCUUCUCCCAGCCGGAGAAACGGCAGCUGCUGAACUCCAUCACCCACCCCGAGAUCCAGAAGGAGAUGCUGAAGCAGAUCUUGAAGUACUUUGUGUUAGGCUACCGCUAUGUUAUCCUCGACAUCCCUCUGCUCUUUGAGACCAACAGGCUGACCAAGUUCAUGAAGUACACUGUCCUGGUCUACUGCGACCCCCCGACGCAGCUGGCACGGCUGAUGCGCAGGAACGGGCUGGGGCGGGCGGAGGCCGAGGCUCGGCUGGCAGCCCAGCUGCCGCUGGAGGAGAAGCGCAGGUUGGCCUCCUGUGUCAUCGACAACUCCGGGGAGCGGGAGGCCACCCGCCGGCAGGUGCUGCGGCUGCACGCCCGCCUGGAGGCUUCCCUGCACUUCCUCUGGGCACGCCUGGCAGUGAGCGCGCUGGCAGCCGGCCUUGCGGCGCUGGGCUACCUCCUGCUCCGGCGUCUCAGCUCUUAA
Molecule: messenger RNA, 690 nt
Organism: Indicator indicator
Lineage: Eukaryota; Metazoa; Chordata; Aves; Piciformes; Indicatoridae
Gene: DCAKD
Product: dephospho-CoA kinase domain containing
Exons: 4
Coding region: 1-690 (229 amino acids)
Biological process (GO): coenzyme A biosynthetic process
Molecular function (GO): dephospho-CoA kinase activity; ATP binding
Source: RefSeq, a predicted model, not a curated record